UUUUUUUUACGUCAGAUCUGAUUCUGCGGCGUUUUCCUCAAUCUUCCCCCUUUGUCUUUUUACUUUCUUCCAUAGCAUUUCAACACUUUCUUAAUCGCACACAGACUCUAAAUUCUCCUUUUGUUUUUUUCUGGGUUUGUCUCGAAUUAAUUUGUUUUAUUUUUUAUCUGGGUUUAUUUAUUUUUGUUCUUUUUUCACAAUUCAUUAGUUACCCAGAUUAAAAAUUUACCCUUUUCCUUUUUUUUUUUCCUACCUUCUUCUUCUGGAUGUAAGAAAUAUAAAAUGCAUCGUAUUUCUCAUUGUUUUUAUGAGUUAUUUCUCAUAUGGGUUUAAUCUAUUUAAUGAUUACUUGGUUUCAAAUGGCAGAUUGUGAUUCUGGUUGGAUUUUCUAGCCAUUUUUAUAUUUUUUCAGGGUUGCAGUUAAUUUGGCUUGCAUGUGUUGUUGGAAGGACUUAUCUUGUUGAUUCCUCCCUUGUUUGAUGUAAUUCUUGCUGUUUUUAUGAGAAGAAAAAAAGGGUUUUUUCUUGCAUUGCCCUUAAAUAGUUCAUCAAGUAAAUUUUGGUUUAUCUUUGAGAUUGAGAAAUCUGAGGUUGUGGGUUUUUGUAAGCUAUGGGUGAAUAAAGAUAUUGAUGUUUGCAGAUAUCAUGUAUUAAGUUUUUCUGAUGUGUGAUUUGAAUGGGUACACAAACAAUGGGAUCUCAGGGUGGUGUAGGCGAUUCUUCAGUAAUAAAGAUUCCAUCUUUAUCUAGACAAGGGUCUUUGUAUAGCCUUACCCUUGAUGAGGUUCAAAAUCAGUUGGGAAAUUUGGGGAAACCUUUUAGUAGUAUGAAUCUUGAUGAACUUCUUAGGAGUGUAGGUACAGUGGAAGCUGGGGCAAGUAGUGAUGUUGGCAAUGGUGUUGAAAAACUCAACCAAGGAGCCCCUGGACCGUCGCUUAACCGACAAUCGAGUUUUAAUUUGUCACAGGAUUUAAGUAAAAAGACGGUUGAUGAAGUUUGGAGGGAGAUUCAACAGGUUAAGAAGAGUAGUCAGGAAGAGAUUCCUGAGAGACAGAAUACAUUGGGUGAGAUGACAUUGGAGGAGUUCUUAAAUCAAGCUGGGAUUGUUGUUGAUGCAGUUGGUGUUAAUGGGAACGGGAAUGGGAACGGAAAUGAUAGCAGCAAUACUGGUGAGAAUAACAUGGGGAGUAUUGAUCCGAAUCCUGGACGACACUCAAAUGUUCCUCAACAAAGUCAGUGGAUGCCAUACCAGGUGCUUCCUCAGCAGCAACAGCAUAGUAUGAUGACAAUAUUUAUGCCAGGACAUCAUGUUCCUCAGCCUCUUGCUAUAAGUGGCGGGGCACUCUCGGAUGCAGCUUUCGCUGAUGCUCAGUUGGCAGUUUCGACCACCCCUUUGAUGGGAACAAUGUCAGAUAUGCAGGCAAUUGGACGGAAAAGGCUUGCUCCUGGUGAUGUGGUUGAGAAGACAGUUGAGAGGAGGCAGAAACGGAUGAUCAAGAACAGGGAAUCUGCUGCACGUUCACGAGCUAGGAAACAGGCGUAUACCCAUGAAUUGGAAAAUAAAGUUUCACGGCUAGAAGAGGAGAAUGAAAGGCUACGAAGGAUGAGGGGGUGUUCGGCUGUAAGCUAGAGUCUUGGUGUUUUGCCCUUCUCUCCUGCAUACAUUCGACGUGUAUAGAUAGGCCUACUCAAGUAAACUUUAGUUGAAGUAGUUCAGCUUUCCUAUAAAAGCAUACUGUUGUAGCCUAUUAUGGUCCCUUUUUCUCGUAAUCUCAUUUUCAAUUUGCUUCUGCUGGUGUUCGUUUGGUUUUGGUUAUGAACGAAAAUUAAUACCGGGAAGUUAUGUGAUGAGAUGUAUCCGAGCUGUAGUGUAGAAUAUGCUGAUAAACACUUCCUCGUUCCUUCACAAUGUCUCUUGAUGGAAGUUUAACAUCUUUUCUGCUUAGCUUGGCUUGUUACAUGUUAUUUCACUCCUCAUUUGACAAGGUUUGAUAGGUAUAGUGUUGCUAUUCAGUGUGCUGCUGUCUUAUCGGCUUUUUACAGUUACUUCACUCCAUGUUUGACUAGAUUUGAUUGGCAUAGUGUUGCUAUCUCUUGAGUUGCUGUUCUAUCGGCUUUUUACAUGUUACUUAUCUAAGCAUGUGC
Molecule: messenger RNA, 2144 nt
Organism: Amaranthus tricolor (Joseph's coat)
Lineage: Eukaryota; Viridiplantae; Streptophyta; Magnoliopsida; Caryophyllales; Amaranthaceae
Product: ABSCISIC ACID-INSENSITIVE 5-like protein 2
Exons: 4
Coding region: 676-1629 (317 amino acids)
Biological process (GO): positive regulation of DNA-templated transcription
Cellular component (GO): nucleus
Molecular function (GO): DNA-binding transcription factor activity
Source: RefSeq, a predicted model, not a curated record